AGAUUGAAUCUGCUCCCACUUUCCUUUUUCGAUCUAAAAGACUCAAACCCUUAAAUUUUUUCAAUUCUUUUCCUCCUCUCAUGGAAGAGCAGACGCAUCCCUUUCUUCUCACACGGCAGCUCAGGCAAGCCAUCUCUCGUCUCCGAGCAGCAACAGCAGCAGCAGCCGCCACCUCUCCCCUUUCGCUGCUUCCUUCUCCGAUCAACGAAGUCGGCACAACCACUUUUUCCUCUUUCUCUCCCCUCGCCUUCUCCUCUCCUCUUCUCCGGCGAGAAACAUCAGCAAGCAGCAGCCGGAGAGAAUCGGGAAGCGCCGCCCUCUUCCCUCAUCUCCUUCUUUCGCAUCCGCGAAACAGUAGACAACAACGACACCAAACGCUACUCCGACUAGCGAAGAGACACACUCUGGUCAAUUACAACAACAACCAUGGAUACCAAAAGAUGUAUCGGAAAUCGAAAAGCUCGAGAUUAGAAAAGUUCGGAAGUAUUGAGGAAUGAAAAAGCAUUGGAGAAAUAGUUGCUUGACUUCAGUUCUU
This is a messenger RNA of Solanum lycopersicum (tomato), 535 nucleotides long. The record is from RefSeq and is a predicted model, not a curated record. Lineage: Eukaryota; Viridiplantae; Streptophyta; Magnoliopsida; Solanales; Solanaceae.